AUGACGAGAUUUUCAAUCUUUCGAAGUGGUUCUCGGAGGAAUGUCACCAAAGACCUUGUUUCCGAAGAUGACCAACGAGAGUUACAACUCGAACAACAACGAAAACUCGUGGAUGAAGCAACCAUCAUGACAAGUCAUUCCAUUUAUCAAGAAAUUCUCUCUUUAUAUCAAGAACAACAACAACAACAACUGGAAAAUCAUAAUGAUAUGAACACUACUACUACUCAUUCAUUACAUUGGUUUUGUGGUUCUGAGAAAAAUCGAGUCUUGCAUCCCUAUCAUGAUGAAGUGUUAACAUCUCAAGAAAUUUCACACGUGAAAGAAUGUCUUGAAAAAUUGCGUACGAUUUGUACCAUGAAUCCAGGUCCAGUGGUGAGUGAAGAGACACUUUUAGUGUUGACUCAUAAUCGAACCAUUCCUGAAAGAUUCUUUCAUAUUUUCUUUAAUCCACACAUUUUGGAACAUGCUAUUAAUGUGAAAGGAUUGAAACCAUACAUGAAAGUGAGAUUGUUAUUUAAACAAGUGAAUGGAAAAUUUGGAAUUUUUGAUUCGUGUUUAUUGGUGGGUUGUUGGCGUUUGGAAUGGAAUGAAAAUUCAUCAUUGGUUUGUGUGAAACAAUUUGACACUUCGAGAUUACAUUUUGCAAUUGAUUUGGAACGAUUCACUGAUGAAGAAAAGAUUAUCGAGUCGUUGAAAAUCAUUUCUAAUGAAUGUUGUGUGUGGAAUGGUUCAAGACAGUAUGAUGUGAAAUCAUGCAAUGCUCAACAUUUCGUUCUACACAUUCUAGAGAAAAUAGGAAUUAAUUUAGAUCAAUCCCUGAAAGGAUUAAGCAAAAUAUAUUUCAAUUCACUUUUACUAAAUGGCACAGGAACAACAGAAAUUGAACUCACCGAAGAGUUGAAACAACAACUUGAAAUGACCCAAACACCAAACAUUUCUUUUCAUAACCACAAACAAUUAGACCUCUUUCUUGAAAAUUUAAACACAAAAAAUCCUUAUUACUUUCCUCAAAAUACAUGUGACCAAAUGUUACUAAAAUGUUUCGAUGAAUGCUAUUGGAAAAGCAUACACCAACAUUCGAAUGGAGAAGAGUUCAAUUAUCAUCAUUUGAAAAAUUGUUCGGAACGAGAUCGACCCUUAUUGAAUGAUGAAACCAAUGAAUGUCAAUGUCAUUUCAAUAAGAAUCCAACUUGUUAUGGAGACUACGUGGCAAGUGGAAAGACCAUUAAUAACGUGUUGUGUUCACAGAAAUUAAGUCCUCCUUUUCCACUUCGAAAGAAACAAGAUCUUUCAACAUCAGCCUCUCAAUAA
Messenger RNA from Naegleria lovaniensis, 1311 nucleotides. RefSeq lists its product as uncharacterized. Lineage: Eukaryota; Heterolobosea; Eutetramitea; Acrasida; Naegleriidae. The coding region runs from base 1 to 1311 and encodes 436 amino acids. The transcript has 3 exons. The record is from RefSeq and is a predicted model, not a curated record.